AUGGCAAACCCACACCAUCUACUGAACAUCUCAUGGACAUCACAUCGUCUCUCACCCCUCCACCAUGGACUCGAGCAUGAUGAUCUCCUCAACAAUCCAGUCUCGCUAGAAACUUACGCCACCCGUCUUAGAGACCACCUCACCAACUCUCUCGCGGACGCGCAAGGCUGGCGCGCCGCGGAGGAUGACCCAACAACAGCCCUAUCAGCAAUCGGCGCACUCCAAUCCUGCACAUGGGAACCCAUCUCAAGCCUCUCCUUCUUGAGUCCGCAGGGUAUCCAUGAAGAUAGGCCUCAGGACCAGGACCGGGAGCCAGCUGGGCUUCUCAUAACGCUCUCUUACGAAACAAUCACGUACAGAGCAGCCCUCCUCGCGCGGCCUGGCGUGCAACCACAGUCACAGAAAAAGGCGCGUAAGAGAGGUCGCCCUUCGAAAUCAUCAUCGUCAUCAACAUACCUCCCACUGCUUCUCACGCGCCUCCCCAAAUCCCUACGGGAGAGCUUCAUCGCGUUCUUAUCUUCUAAUUUCGACACUUAUGUUUCUUCUCUACGGAUUUCAUCCGCUGGGCUAUGCGAUAUUUUGGAGAGUUAUGUCGCGAGCGUGGCCUCUUCGACAAGCUCUAGCACGAGUGUGGAAGAUGUCAUUCGGGAAAUGCAGCUCGCCCUCUCAUUUGCACCGCCCAUUGCGCCCUCGCUAAAGGCGCUGACUGUUAAUAUACCACGCGAAACAUUGAUGAAUUUUCUACGGACGCCGAAUUCUUCGAUUGGCUCCAGUACCGGAGCGGGAUCGGGGAGUUCUGUGCUGUCUGGUCUCUCUAAGUACUUACAGAAACAUCUUGCUUUGGAGCUCGGACUGCCGUUACCAUUUCCGACGAGUGCGACUGGCGGCAGUGGUUCUUUAGUCGGGGGUUAUGUGCGGCUGACGAAGGUUGCUUGCGCUGGGUUUGUUGCUACAGGGGAGGGGAGGCUGAAAGUUGUUGCGAAGGCUGGAGAGGGAAGCGAGGAUGAGAAGAAUAUGGGCGCGUUGAAAGGCGGGGAGGCAUUGGUGAAGGCUAUUUUAGAGAGGGCUGGAUCAGGGUUUGAUAGAGAGGGAGAACAAGGUUGA
Molecule: messenger RNA, 1104 nt
Organism: Aspergillus versicolor CBS 583.65
Lineage: Eukaryota; Fungi; Ascomycota; Eurotiomycetes; Eurotiales; Aspergillaceae
Exons: 1
Coding region: 1-1104 (367 amino acids)
Source: RefSeq, a predicted model, not a curated record